This is a messenger RNA of Suricata suricatta (meerkat), 5483 nucleotides long. RefSeq names its product iduronate 2-sulfatase (gene IDS). Gene Ontology annotation, molecular function: iduronate-2-sulfatase activity. The transcript is spliced from 9 exons. Lineage: Eukaryota; Metazoa; Chordata; Mammalia; Carnivora; Herpestidae. Bases 170 to 1816 code for a protein of 548 amino acids. The record is from RefSeq and is a predicted model, not a curated record.
CGGGGCGGAGGAAGAAGAGCGCUGGCGCAGUAGCUUUCCGGCCAGCGGCCGGGCCUUUGGGCCGGCCGCGGCCGCUUCACGCAGACCGCGCAGGUGUCGCGGGGACCGCGGCCGGCCCUUUCGUCGCAGCCCGUCACCAUCGGCCUGGACUGGCCGCGCCGGGGCAGAAAUGCCGCCGGCCGGCCGGUGCCUGCUUUGGCUUGGCCUUGUCCUGGCCUCCGCCCACGCCUCCCUGGAGUCCGCGGCGCCCGGCGACUCGACCACAGGUCCUCUGAAUGUCCUUCUAAUCAUCGUGGAUGACCUGCGCCCCUCUCUGGGCUGUUAUGGGGACAAGCUCGUAAGGUCCCCAAACAUUGACCAACUGUCAUCCCACAGCCUCCUCUUCCAGAAUGCCUUUGCCCAGCAAGCAGUGUGUGCUCCAAGCCGCGUAUCCUUCCUGACUGGGAGGAGACCAGACACCACCCACCUGUAUGACUUCAAUUCCUACUGGAGGAUACAUGCUGGAAACUUCUCUACCAUCCCCCAGUACUUCAAGGAGAAUGGUUACAUGACCAUGUCGGUUGGAAAAGUCUUUCACCCUGGAAUAUCUUCCAAUUAUAGUGAUGAUUCUCCAUAUAGCUGGUCUAUUCCACCUUAUCAUCCCUCCUCUGAAAAGUAUGAAAACACCAAGACAUGCAGGGGGCCAGACGGAGAACUCCAUGCCAACCUGCUUUGUCCCGUGGAUGUGGUGGAUGUGCCAGAGGGCACCUUGCCUGACAAACAGAGCACCGAGCAAGCUAUACGGUUGUUGGAAAAGAUGAAAACAUCGGCCAGUCCUUUCUUCCUGGCUGUUGGGUAUCAUAAGCCGCACAUCCCCUUCAGAUAUCCCAAGGAAUUUCAGAAGCUGUAUCCCUUGGAGAACAUCACCCUGGCUCCUGAUCCCCAGGUCCCUGACGGCCUCCCUUCUGUGGCCUACAACCCCUGGAUGGACAUCAGGCAGCGGGAAGACGUCCAAGCCUUGAACCUCAGUGUGCCCUAUGGCCCAAUUCCUGUGGAUUUUCAGCGGAAAAUCCGCCAGAGCUACUUUGCCUCUGUUUCAUAUUUGGAUACGCAGGUUGGCCGCCUUUUGAGUGCUUUGGAUGAUCUCCAGCUGGCCAACAGCACAAUCAUUGCAUUUGCCUCAGAUCAUGGGUGGGCUCUAGGUGAACACGGAGAGUGGGCCAAAUAUAGCAACUUUGACGUCGCGACCCGCGUGCCCCUGAUGUUCUAUGUUCCCGGAAGGACGGCCCCACUUCCGGCGGCAGGAGAGAAGCUUUUCCCUUACAUCGACCCUUUUGAUUCUGUAUUGGAAUUGAUGGAGCCAGGCCGGCGAGUCAUGGACCUGGUGGAACUUCUCUCUCUAUUCCCCACCCUCGUGGGACUUGCUGGCCUGCACGUCCCACCUCGCUGUCCUGUUCCUUCAUUUCGUGUGCAGCUGUGCCGAGAAGGCCAGAACCUCAGGAAGCAUUUUCGACUCCAGGACCUGGAAGAGGACCCACACCUUCGUGAUAAUCCCCGUGAGUCUAUUGCCUAUAGCCAGUACCCCCGGCCCGCAGACUAUCCUCAGUGGAAUUCCGACAAGCCGAGCUUAAAGGAUAUAAAAGUCAUGGGCUAUUCCAUACGCACGGUAGACUAUAGGUACACUGUGUGGGUUGGCUUCGAUCCCCAUGAAUUCCUGGCUAACUUUUCUGAUGUCCAUGCGGGGGAACUGUAUUUUGUUGAUUCUGACCCUUUGCAGGACCACAACAUGUAUAAUGACUCUCAAGGCAGAGACCUUCUCCAAUCAUUGAUGCCUUGAGUCUUGCCAAGCACGGAGGAGGGCGUACGGAAUGUGCUCCCUUCCAGGUGGGGGGAGGAGGACUUAGAGAUGGUUAUUUGGUGGUUACCCACAAUAUCGGAAGCAAUCAAAGCAUGCAUUAACAGUUUGGCCUAAGAAUCUGCAACAGCCCAGCCCUUUGAUUCUUUAUUAAUUUAAGUCUUCAUUUCUACAUGGUCAUUGAACUGAACCAUUCUUUCCCAGUUUAAAGAAUCAUAGCUUAUUUAUUGAAUGGAUAAGUGUAAAGUGAGCAAAUAAAAAUCGCCAUUCUUUUAGUCGAGAAGACCAUAAUAACCAUGACAUUAUAGUCAAGAAAUACUGGAAUUAUUUGCAGAAUUUAGUGCAUUUCAAAAAGUAACCAUACAUCACAUUCUGUUUAACACUAAGUUACUAGUUGUUUCUUCUAUAAUUUAAUAAUUUAUUUAGCCCAAUAUGUUCAAAAUAUUAUGUCAGUAUUUCAGGUUUCUUUCUAAAAUGUUAAAUAGUAAUGCCAGAUGCGUUUAAGUCUUAUCUUUAAUUUUUGUUCUUAAGAUUGCAAAUUUUCAAAAUCCAAAGAUAAAAUAGGCAUGAAGUGAUUAAUGUGGAAUUUCUACAUCAAAUAAUAUGUAAUGCAAACCAGAGGCAUGAAAUGUAUGGAAAAUUCAGUUAAAAACGUUCAGAGACAUCUGGCCCAAGUAAUAAUUUGUUAGCAAGUAAUAGGACCCUUGACCUCAGAGAUCACGUAUUGAAAGGCACUGUUAUUCUCACUGGAAAAGAUUUAAGGCGUAACUGUAUACACGAAUUGAGUCACUCAAAACUGUUAAGUGUUCCCCUUCUUCAGGAAUGGUUGGUUGCAGAUAUCCACUUAUCCAGGAGGCCAGAAAUAUUUGAUUUUUAAUUUCUGAUUAAAGACAAUUUUGUUAAAUUGUAAAUUAUUUUUAGAAUUGUCAAAACUUCAUUAGUAUAUUAGGUGAUUUCUAAUCCCCCAGAAAGUAGUCCUGUAUUCCCUGAACAUGAAAGUCAUGAGAAGGCAGGUGGGAGAAGUAAGCAACUCCGGUUAAUAUGGUGGCAGCUGAUCAGUUGUAAGUAGUCAUCAGAGGAGUCAAGCGCAUUGUAAAUCAGCAUCUUGUGUAGUCCUGUAUCAAAACGAGUCAUUUCUAGUAAUUCUCUCUUUAUAAGUGCAUCAGUGCUUCAAGGUAAAUGCUUGUGAAACAGACUUCAGCAAAUUAGAUCAUAAGUUAGUUCCGUGUAUUAAAUUGUAACAAAAAAGGCACGAUAUUAUGUUAACAGAUUACUUCAAAUCCAUAGUUUCAGACAGUUUUUUUUUUUUAACUGAUUAGCCUGCAGUAGAGGUACAUAUGGUAACACAACGCUCUUCUAACUGAUUAAGUGACUUAGUGUCGUGGCAACGACAGUUUCUAGUUGAAGAGUGAAGGCCCUGUUCAUCUCUACCGAUCCUUAAGCUCGUCUUUCUUCUGGAAGCCUUCGCCUGUUGAUGGGUUCCCUGGGCCUUUUAUUUCUGCUGCUUUGUCCUCUUUACCGCUCUAAUCACUUCCAUGAAGAUUUUUACAAUCCAGUCUGCAAAUUCAUGACAUAUGGUCAGUGUGUUUAGCUUUAUCUCCUCCUCCACAGUUAUAAUGAUAAGUAUGAACACAGACCUUUAUCUCACAUCCGUGUGCUGUGCCUGUUGGCUGCAGUAUGUACACUUCCUCAUUUUUUUCUUGCUUUAUUUCUUGAGGCACAGCUUUAUUGUCAAAAAUCGCCGCUUCCUGCUCUUGCUGGAGGUCUUAGCUGAACUGCGCCAGAAAAGAGUCAAGUGACAGAUACAGUGGGUGUACAGCUGCUGUUUUGGCCACUAAUUCGCCAGGUUGACCAAAGCCACAUCCAGAGCCGGGUCCACGUGGAGGCACUUUUGUGUGUCGAUCUGUCUCUACCGGAAGUGCUUCUGUCUCAUCUUCCCUACGUGAGCACGCAGCAUCAGAGUACGCCUUAGCUUUUAGUUUUUUUGGCCCUCCCUUUACAGAUCUCUCCCUUUAGAAGCAAAGGCUGCAUUUCUCGUUUCAUGGUAUUCACAUCAUCUCACAGGUUGUGGGGUCUUUCUAUUUUUGACACCGAACCCAAUUUAGAGCCGCUUUUUGUUUCCUUUUGCACGUCUCCGGCACAUGUUGGGAUGAACAGCUGCUUUCUGGGUUUCACAUAUCCAAGCUGACCACAUUCUUUAUCUUGACUUGGCACAUCUUUGUUGCUCCACAUGACCUUUCUCUGAUCUCACUGAACUCGACGUGUUUUAUUAAUGGUUCUGCAGUCACUACUUGCUUGUGUGUGAAGACUUGUCUGGAGGCCAGCCAAGGAUGUCCGGUUGAAGCAUAGCACCGGAGCGCCCUCUGGCGGUGGGCCCUUUCCUCCCACACUGCCAGUGCCAUUGCCAUCGCCAUCUCCCCAGCCCUUCUUACCUUCUUCCCAGGUAGCUUACCUCCCCUCCUCUUUCCUCCCCCGGCCCUGAAGAAUCACGUGUCUUCCUGAAAUCUCCUUUUUAAUCCUGCCCUUUGAGAACACCAUCAGUGCCUACUACUGGGUCUCUUCAGACCUUUUUUGAGCAGUCAGAGUCUUCCCUGACUCCACAAAGCCCCUUUCCUUGGCUGACCAGUUUCCAUACUGGUCCCUCACCUUCCCUGGCCAAUCCCUACCUCCUUUGCCCGCCCCUAGAUUGUCCUCCCCCCCACCAUUCAUUCAUGACCAUUCUUUACACCCACUCCCCUGCCUCCAUCUCCAAAAAGCUGACAGUUUGUGCCUCUAGAGUGUGUUGUGGCAUGAAGUGAACAGGAACAUCACUAAAGGAUCUUAUGGCCGCUUUGAAAAAAGGUGUCUUUUUCUGAGCGCAAAAUAAAUGUGUUAUUUAUAGAAAAAUUGGGAAACAAAUAUAGUAAAAUGUAAGAAAAUGCAUCAGUAUUUUGCCCCAAGAUGGUUACUUAAUAUAAUGUCUUCUUUAGGGUAUGAAUGUUUUACGUUGCUGUGAUCAUGCUCGGUAUUUUAUCAUGCAGUUUUAUAUUCUUACUCUUUUCACUAAGUAUUGCAUGUGGUUACUACAAAUUUCUGCUGAUACCUUAUGGUGGUGGUAAUAUAUCUUAUUCUGUACUUUUACCAUAAUUUACUUAACCUUCUUCUAAAUUAUUGAAAAUUUACCUUAUUUCCAAAUUUUCAGUAUUGUACGUAAUUCUGUGAUGAGCAACUUUGUGAAUAAAAUGUUUUUAUGUACAUCAAACGACUCCCUUAGGCUAGUUUUUUGGUGCCAAAUUGUCAAAAGCUUCUUGACCCCUUUUCCCACUAAAAAUAAACUAAAAAUAAAGCAAACAAAUAUACAAAUAAUUAAAAAACAUAAAACUCCAUAAUUCCCAACAAACCCCACCCAUAAUGAUAACAGGUGAAAGUGGCAUCCUGUUUUACCUUCUAACUCUUUGCUUAUUCCUGUCUUUGAACAUUGCUCUCUCUGUAAAAUUGUUGGGCAUUUGUAUUUCCAGUUGUGUGAAUUUGUCUUUCAAUUUUGGUCAUUGGUUUAACUUUUGAAAACAAUGAAACAAAUGACUCUUUUCCUGCAUGAUUUUUUCUUCUGGUAAACACAGGGAUCCUUCCAAGUCUACAGAUUUAAUAAAUAUUCAUUUUCCUCUCCUGA